GUCUAAAGUCUCUCAGACGGACUGACUGAUCUGUUUGUCCUCUGCACAGCUUGUCUUCCUCAUUAUCAUCUGCUGGAUAACAUACAGACUCAUCUUCCUCUGUCGGUCUCUCUACCCAAAAUGCUUCCUUUAGGGUUAGGCAGGGUGUUGCUGCUGUGUUGUGUCGCAGCGUGUGCGUCCGGGGAGUUGAGAGGGUAUUUCUUUCGGAUCGAGGAGAUACCUUGGAACUACGCCCCGACUGGAAUGAACGUCAUCCAAAACCGCACCCUGCUGGAGGACGAAGACGCCGCCGUCUUUUUAAAGCGAGGCCCCAAUCGGAUCGGCCAAACCUACAAGAAGGCUGUGUAUAAGCAGUACACUGACAGCACCUACAGGACAGAGAUCACCAAGCCGAACUGGCUGGGCUACCUGGGACCUCUCAUAAUGGCUGAAGAGGGAGACAUAGUGAUCGUCCACCUGAGGAACUCGGCAUCUCGACCCUACAGUAUUCACCCACAUGGACUCAACUACAGCAAAGGCAAUGAGGGGGCACUUUACCCUGACGGGACCGGUCCUGAACUGAAGACUGACGACUCGAUCGCUCCAGGUGCAACAAAAAUGUAUCAGUGGACCCUCCCAGAGUCACACAGCCCGGCAUCAGACGAUGGCAACUGCAUGACCAGAUUCUACCACUCCCAUGUCAAUGCACCGAAAGACAUCAACUCAGGACUCAUAGGACCCCUCGUUGUUUGUAAGAGAGGAACUCUGGACUUAUACGGAGACGGUUCAGGAGACUAUCUGUACGCUCUGCUGUUCAUGGUGUCGGAUGAGAACUUCAGCUGGUACCUGGAUGAGAACAUCAGGACGUACAUCACGAAUCCUGCCAGAGGUCUGAAGGAAGACGAGGAUUUCAUUGAGAGCAACAAAAUGCACGGUAUAAACGGUUAUCUCUAUGGUAACCUGCCGGGACUCAGCAUGUGCCAAGGAAACAAGAUCUACUGGCAUAUGUUUGCCUUAGGCAACGAGGUGGACAUGCAUUCAGUCCAUUUCCAUGGCCAGAUCCUGACCACUCAGAAUCACCACACAGACACCAUCAGCCUCUUCCCCGGCUCCAGCACUACAGCUGAAAUGGUCGCUGACAACGUCGGACACUGGCUGCUGACGUGUACAGUCAAUGACCAUCUGAUGGCUGGAAUGCAGGCUAUAUUUGAGAUCAAGAAGUGCUUCCCUAACGUCCAUAAGCCCCGCCCACACGGCGAGCUCAGACAGUAUUUCAUUGCUGCUGAAGAAGAAGUGUGGGACUACGCUCCUACGAUACCCACUGAGGGAGAAGCUGACAUGUUCGUGACCAGAGGACGAAAUCGAAUAGGAAGCCGCUAUAAGAAGGCACGCUACGUGGAAUACACUGACAGCACCUUUAUGACCAAGAUGCUACGCAGCCCAGAGGAGCUACACCUUGGAAUUCUGGGCCCGGUGCUGCGAGCGGAAGAAAAGGACACGAUCAGCGUAAUGUUCAAGAACAAAGCCAGCCGGCCUUACACCAUGCAGCCACAUGGUGUCCAGUACAACAUCGAGCACGAUGGGACGCUCUAUUACAACGAACUGGAAGAGUCCUACACAGACAAAAAACUACGAGAGCUAAAUAGACAACCAAGAGUGGUGACCCCUCCCCCGGCUGCUCUGGUCAGACCCGGGACGGUGCACACCUAUGAGUGGACGGUGCCCGUGGGUGCUGGUCCGACACAGGGUGAGGCCGACUGUCUGACAUAUAUGUACUACUCCGGAGUGGAUCCUGUUAAAGACACCAGCUCUGGACUGGUCGGGCCGCUCCUCGUCUGUCGGCCCAGAUCACUCAGGCGUCGAGUACAGAAAAACUAUGAGAAAGAGUUCCACCUGAUGGCUACAGUGUUUGAUGAGAACCUCAGCUGGUAUCUGGACGAUAACAUUAGGACCUUCGCCACUGCUCCAACCACUGUUAACAAGGAGGAAGAGGGCUUUAUAGAGAGCAACAAGAUGCACGCCAUCAAUGGAUUUGUGUACAGGAACCUCCCAGGCCUGACCAUGUGCAAGGCAGAUAAAGUAACGUGGCACCUCUCAGGACUGGGUUCAGAGCAGGACAUCAUCAGCCUCUACUUCGAGGGAAACCGCUUCAUCUAUCGCCAAAACAGACGAGACACCAUCAGCGUCUUCCCACACAUCUCACGCACUGUCACCAUGGAGCCAGACAGCAUGGGUCAGUUUGAGGUGGUCUCAGCGACUUUGACUCAUUACCGUGCUGGGAUGAGAGCCAACUACACGGUGCAGAAGUGCAGCGUUUUUCAGCGGCAGGGUGAGACGAUGUUGCAUUCAAAGACGUUCUACAUCGCUGCCAUGGAAACCACCUGGGACUACGCUCCAAACCGCACCUUCGAGACUGAGGCGUUCCGCGGCCAGGAGAGUCCUGCCGCCGUCUUCCUGGACCAGCAGGGCGGCUUUAUAGGCUCCCGGUACAAGAAGGUGGUCUACCGCCAGUUCACCAAUGACAAGUUCACCAAACAGGUGGACAGAACAGCUGAUAUGGAACACCUGGGCAUUCUGGGUCCGAUGAUUAAUGCCGACGUGGGAGACAAGGUGAAGGUGGUUUUUAAAAACAUGGCGACCAGGCCUUAUUCCAUCCACGCUCAUGGAGUGAAGACAGACACUCCUGAUGUUUACAACACACCACCAGGUGAGACUCACUCAUACUACUGGUACGUCACAAAGAAAACAGGACCGACCACAGAGCAGGAGGAGUGCUCUGUGUCAGCAUACUACUCAACUACUGACGUUGCCAAGGACCUUUACAGCGGUCUGAUUGGUCCGUUGGUGAUCUGCCGCCGGAGCUGGGCCAGGUCUUUAGGAAUGAAGAAAGAAGUGGAAGAGUUUGCUCUGCUCUUCCUGGUUUUUGAUGAGAACGAAAGCUGGUAUCUGGAUGAAAACAUCAGGACUAACAUCAGAACCCCUCGAGCAAACCUGAAGGAUGAUGAAACCUUUAUAGAGAGCAACAAGAUGCACUCCAUCAAUGGGUUUAUGUAUGCAAAUGUGAAUGGUCUGAACAUGGAGGUGGGCGAUAAGGUGUACUGGUACCUGAUGGGAAUGGGCAGCGACGUGGACAUACACAGCGUACACUGGCACGGACACAUGGUCGAAUAUAAGCUGGGUGGAGGUCCCCAUCGGACUGAUGUGUAUGAACUGUUUCCAGCCACCUUCCAGACAGUAAAGAUGCGUCCUCAGUAUCCUGGCACUUGGCUUCUGCACUGUCAUGUUACUGACCACCUCAAAGGCGGCAUGGAGGCGUUGUAUACCGUCAAUUUAAAAAGUAAGAAAAGUAAAAGAAAGAAGAAAAAAUUCACACUGUGAGAAAUAACAAGCGAG
Molecule: messenger RNA, 3372 nt
Organism: Labrus mixtus (cuckoo wrasse)
Lineage: Eukaryota; Metazoa; Chordata; Actinopteri; Labriformes; Labridae
Gene: cp
Product: ceruloplasmin
Exons: 24
Coding region: 121-3357 (1078 amino acids)
Biological process (GO): iron ion transport
Cellular component (GO): plasma membrane
Molecular function (GO): copper ion binding; oxidoreductase activity
Source: RefSeq, a predicted model, not a curated record